GGCCAUCGUACAAUACGGACCGGCUGACUGAAGUUAUCAGUGCCAUUCAUUCAGUGGCCGAGGCUAGACAUGCGCGUUCUAAUUUUGUUUUUUUUAUUUGUGUUCGGCGCGCGUUCACUUCGGACCGAUAACAAGUAUUGGCGGGACCUCGCGCACGCCGAGCUUGAAGAGGCGCUGAACGUGAAGAGAAACGAGAACAGAGCCAAGAAUGUAAUAUUAUUCAUAGGGGACGGCAUGGGGCCGAACACCAUCACCGCCACCAGGAUAUACAAGGGUGGGGAGGGGUACAGAAUGGCUUUUGAGGAGUUCCCACAUGUUGGUCUGCUGAUGACAUACUCCGCCAACAAGAUGGUCCCAGACUCCGCGUCAACGGCCACCGCCAUGUUCACCGGCACGAAGGUCAACCAGCGCACCAUCGGCGUCGAUGCCACGGUCGCAGCUGAUGACUGCCCCAAAUCCUUGGAUCCUGAGGCGCAGCUGAAGUCUCUAGCUGCUGUGGCUUUAGAAGCGGGGAAGAGUGCAGGUUUCGUGACAACGAUGCGAGUAACCCACGCGACCCCGGCCCCACUUUACGCUCACACUUCUAAUCGUCACUGGGAAUGCGAAUCGGUCAUCCCUCAGGAGUCGCGGGCCUGCAAGGACAUCGCCAGGCAGCUGGUGGAGGACUGGCCGGGGAGGGACCUACAUGUAAUAAUGGGUGGAGGCCGUCAAAUGCUGGUCUCCAACUCCUCAGCCCUCGACGGUGACCCCAUCAACUUGUGGGGCUGUUACAGUACAGACGGACGCGACCUCAUCCGGGACUGGAAGAUGGAUAAGGAACAGCGAGAGCUGAAGUACAGCGUGGUGCAGAACAAUAGCCAGCUGAGCGGGGUUAACUUCGAUGAUACUGAUUAUUUGAUGGGAAUCUUUGCCAACGGGCACAUGGCGUAUGAAUUCGAGCGGAACCAUGGCCCUGAAGGCAUGCCGUCGAUCAGUGAGAUGGUGGAGGCAGCCAUCAAGGUGCUGCGGAGGAACCCUAAUGGGUACUUCCUUAUGGUAGAAGGCGGUAACAUAGACAUGGCGCACCAUCGCGGGCGCGCAAAGACCGCCAUCGACGAAGCCGCGGCCAUGGAAGAUGCCGUCCGAGUCGCCGCCUCUAUGACAGAUGAAGCUGAUACGCUCCUCGUGGUUACUGCGGACCAUACACAUACGCUGUCUAUCAACGGAUAUCCGCUUAGAGGGUCCAAUAUCUUUGGCCACUCCGAAGUAUCCCCCUACGACCACAAGCCCUACACGACGCUCUCAUACGGCACGGGCGGGCCGGGCGCCUUGCAUUACCAAGUGGAAGACCAACACGUAGUCCGGAAGGAUCCGGGCAACAGUGACGACUUCAUGUAUGAGCAGAUAGCUGGCAUCAUUCUGGAUGAGAACAGCCAUGGGGGUGGCGAUACCACGAUAUACGCUAGAGGUCCGAAAGCGCACCUGUUCCACAGCGUGCACGAGCAGCACUACGUGUUCCACGCGCUGUGCCGCGCCGCGCAGAUCGGGGAUCACGCGACAGACGCGGCUACUGACGCCGCGCUUGCGCUCAGUGUGUUAUUGGUCGCAGGCGUAGUACAUUUAAUAUGUUAGCUAAAAUUUAAUAUAGAAAAAAAAAACAACUGGUUGCACUCCGGGAGUGCCGGCAGAAGUGAAAACUCAACUACAUUGUAAAUCAAAUUAUUAAUAACAGCGCCAUCUAGUGCAAAAUGUCUGCAGCACUAUGUAUAAUUGAGGUUAUCGCCAUCUAGCGGUAUUUCGUCGCAUUACUUGAAACCCCUAAGCACAUCACUGUGAGUACUACAGUUAUAUUAAUACCAGUUUGAAGGAAACUCACUAGAUGGCAUUUAAAUCAAAAAUAGAAGAACACAAUGUCAUUGUCCGUCACACAUGACGUCACGCAAGCGCCCUGCGCCGCCUAAACAAAACAGGCAUACAUUUUCGCCGCUCGGUAGAAAGAGAAGGUUACGCCUUACGCUGUCUCGAGUUUAACAUUUUUCCCCACCUCAAAAAGUGCACAGUGCCGCUAAAGUGUUCACAUCAAAAAUCUUCAGCAAAAGGUUAAGUUUUUCGAUUGUCAAUGAGCACAAGGGGUUGUAAAAAUACUAUUAUAGGAAAUAACUUUUUACUUUUUUUGACUAAGAUUUUCAAUUAUGAUUAGAUAGAUGAAAUAUAUUGUUACUAAAGUAUUAUACAAUAAGAAACUUAAUAUAUUUAUUUUUGUAGAAUUCAA
Cydia fagiglandana is the source of this 2251-nucleotide messenger RNA. It is a transcript of the gene Alp12, whose product is annotated as alkaline phosphatase. Lineage: Eukaryota; Metazoa; Arthropoda; Insecta; Lepidoptera; Tortricidae. Gene Ontology annotation, molecular function: alkaline phosphatase activity. The record is from RefSeq and is a predicted model, not a curated record. The coding region runs from base 70 to 1611 and encodes 513 amino acids. Gene Ontology annotation, biological process: dephosphorylation. The transcript has 9 exons.